Molecule: messenger RNA, 1026 nt
Organism: Thelazia callipaeda (thelaziosis nematode)
Lineage: Eukaryota; Metazoa; Nematoda; Chromadorea; Rhabditida; Thelaziidae
Source: the annotation of a GenBank genome assembly
AUGCCUAAACAGACUACAAAAGGUCGUUAUGAGAUAAUCAAGCAUCUUGGUGAAGGGCAGUUUGCCAACGUUUACAAAGCCAGGGAUACUGAAACAAAUGAAUUUGUGGCUAUAAAAAAGAUUAAACUUGGUUCAAGGCACGAAGCAAUGGAUGGUGUGAACCGGACAGCAUUAAGAGAAAUAAAGUUACUCCAAGAGCUGCAUCAUGAAAAUAUAAUUGGUCUUCUUGAUGUGAUAGGACACAAAACAAACAUUCAGCUUGUGUUCGACUUCAUGGAAACGGAUCUGGAACAUAUGAUAAAAGACAAAGAACUUAUUCUGAUGCCAGAACACAUUAAGAAUAUGAUACUACAAAUGUUGUUAGGACUUGAGUUUCUUCAUGUUCAAUGGAUUUUGCACAGAGAUCUCAAACCAAACAACUUACUAAUUAAUAUGCAAGGCCGGAUAAAAAUUGCUGAUUUUGGCCUUGCUAGGUUUUUUGGCUCGCCAAAUCGUUGUUACACUCAUCAAGUAGUUACCAGGUGGUAUCGUGCACCAGAAUUACUUUACGCAUCACGUUCAUAUGGUGUUGGUAUCGAUAUGUGGUCUGUUGGAUGUAUAAUCGCCGAACUUCUUUUACGGGUGCCAAUUUUUCCUGGUGAGUCAGACAUCGAUCAAUUAGUCAAAAUCUACCAUGUUUUGGGUACACCUACUCCAGAGGAAUGGCCAGGCAUGGAAGAACUUUCUGAUUAUAUUAUGUUAAAGCCUUCAGUCGGUAUCCCUCUUAAAAAUGUGUUUACUGCUGCUGGAGACGACUUAAUCGAGUUAAUUCAGCAGUGCUUUAGAUUCAAUCCAGUUCAUAGGUGGAAUGCAACACAAGCUCUACAGUCUAGUUAUUUUAAAUCAAUUCCUUAUGCUUGUGACGAUUGUGAUUUGCCGCUUCCGAGUUCGACCCGGUCAGCUUAUCUUAGACGAAAACGCCGGCAAUUACAAAUUGAUUUAGAUGAGACGCCUACCAAAUGCAGUCAUCAGAUUGAUUUUUACUAA